Molecule: messenger RNA, 1183 nt
Organism: Camellia sinensis
Lineage: Eukaryota; Viridiplantae; Streptophyta; Magnoliopsida; Ericales; Theaceae
Product: putative gamma-glutamylcyclotransferase At3g02910
Cellular component (GO): cytosol
Molecular function (GO): gamma-glutamylaminecyclotransferase activity
Source: RefSeq, a predicted model, not a curated record
GGACUCCCUCAAUGUGAAACCGUCUUUAGGAUUCUGUACUGCCCUUUUUUGUCAUCAUAUUAUUUUUUAAAUCUAGCUUUGCGCAAAGCAAAGAAUCUUUUGUCCCCACUUCUCAAUCUCUAUCCAUCUAUUCAGAUCCUCCGCCUCCUCCUCCUCCGCCUCCUCCUGCGCCUUGUAAUACCCAACAAAAACACAUCUCAAUUCCACCAAGCUGUGUGUGUGUGUGUGGUGUGAUUUUAAGCAGAGGAGAAGGAUGGGUGCGGAGGAGGAGGAGGUGGAGAAAAAACAUGCUCUGAUAUUCACGUACGGGACGUUGAAGAAGGGGUUCUCGAAUCACGGACUUCUCCAGGAAAUGAUGGAAGCAGGGGAGGCUAAAUACCUGGGAGUAUACAGAACCGUGGAGAAGUUGCCGCUGGUGUGCGGUCCAUACAGGGUUCCAUUCUUGCUAAACUUCCCUGGAUCUGGAGACCAUGUGUUGGGGGAGCUCUAUUCCAUCUCUGCAGAUCGGGCACUCAUCCGCAUGGACGACUUGGAGGGUACGAGCCGCGGCCACUACGAGAGGCUCCCUGUGAAGCUGGUUGGAGAUGAAGAUGGAGAUGGAGAUGGAGAUGAUGAUGGUGAUCGUGAGGUAAUAAGGUGGGCGGAGGCGUAUUACGCACACAGGAGUUAUGCGGAGGGGAUGUGGGAGAGAAACAGAGACAAGGAGGAGGGAUACUUUAGUAAUUACACGGACAAACAGGCCAAAGGAUACGUGCAUCGCAAAGAUAGGCCUCAACACCUCUCUUUCUUGGAUCAUAUUCGACUGUUCCUCUCCUUCUCCACUGAUUGAAAUCUUUUGUAAAUAUAUAAUAAUCAUGCUGCUGCUGCUGCUGCUGCUUCUUUUUCUGCUGAUGUUGUUUUUCCAGCUAAAAGUUGAACUGAAUCAAAAUUUUUGAUCGGAAAGGAUCAUUAAAUGAAAGAAUUUUAUCGGUAAGAAUCUUUGAAAAAAGUCAACUGUCAAUAAAAAUCUUUCCUUUAAUAUCUUUUCCAAUCAAAAUUUUCUAUUUAAUAACUCUUUCCGAUCAAAAAUCUCAAUUUUUUGAUCUAAUUAAAAUUUUAAUCAGAGAUAAGUCACAGUAUCCAUGUUGCUGUGUACUACUUGUACUGAUUCAUUAUGAAAGUCCUUUGAUUCAUUCUCUCUGCA